This is a messenger RNA of Colletotrichum truncatum, 1725 nucleotides long. RefSeq lists its product as uncharacterized. The record is from RefSeq and is a predicted model, not a curated record. NCBI's taxonomy places the organism in Eukaryota, Fungi, Ascomycota, Sordariomycetes, Glomerellales, Glomerellaceae.
AUGGCCUUUCAACAACCUACGCGGCGGCCGUCCCAGCAGCGCGCCGUUCGCCCAGUGCACGAGGACGAGCGAGACGCUGCCCAGGUACAUAUUCAAGACCCAACCGCCACCGAUGCCGCCCACUCUUGGGUGCUUUUUGAGCCCGCCGACGACACAACAACAGCUUCCUACCUCAGCGAAGAAGAAGAAGAAGAAUCCUUACCUACCCCCGGUCGAUCGAGGCUUAGUGACAUAGGAAGUCUGAACACCUUUGUACACUCCGUCAGGGACACCGAGUCGCGGCAGUCUGGCGUCCUAUCAAGCGCUAUCGACGAGGAGUCGGUAGAGGAUGACCCCGAGCUCGACAGUCUCGAUAGCCACUUGCCUGAGUUUAGGACAGUUCCCAGCUUAUAUACCCAGCCAACGGGUGCUGCCAUACCCCAGAAUCUCCCCGUUCUCCCCGCUCAUGAUGGCCUAGGCUCCUUCCGGAUAGAUAGUCCUGAAGUCCAGGAGCAAAUCUAUGCUUUCGAGAGAUUCAACCCCAAGCGCGUGCGGAGGCGGCGCGAGAGUAUUGAGCUUGCGCAGCUUGAGAUGGAAGUCGAGCAAGAGCAAGAGACGCAUAAGAUGCAGAGGAUCGAGGCUUGGCGUUUGGAGCAAAGCCGCAUCCUUUUGGAAGAAAUCAGCAAGGAAACGAGGCGGCGUCGACAGUCUGUGGCGUCGGUUAGACCAGCUGUGACACCAGAGGAGAAGAAGGCUGAAGAUGUUGCGACUUUAAGUGUCAUCGGAAACGAAGACGAUGCUGACAGCAUGGACUGGCAUUAUGAGUCAUAUGACAGCAAGGAUGAUGAACGAGGCCUGCUGGCCAGGAUUGCACAGAAAGUUCUCGAUGACUUGGGCAUAGACGAAAGGAUGCUCUCCAUCCUUCUCGGAGAGGUCCUUCCCAUGGAUGAUGACCUGUCUACAACACCCAAGGCAAGCACAGAUUUAUCCAGCACAGCUACCCCGACUCCCAGUGACUCGUCCUGGCAAAUGCGGGCCCUUGAGCGUGUUUCCAAAGAGCUUGGCAUGCGGGUGAACCAACUGUCGCAGCAUCCAGGUGCCUUUUCGACCUAUACCCGCAUGCAACAAAUGCCUAUUCCUUACGCCGGUCUACCAGUCAUUCCAGAGUCGGCUGUUGACACGCCCACUGCCCCCACAGUGCAGGACGUGUCUACGGCGAUGCCCGAAUUUAAACCAACAAUUGUUCAACACGCACGUCCCAUCGACAUCUCCGCUGCCAGGAAUCAGCCGGACGCUCCUGUGCCCGUAAUCCGAGAUGACUCAACACCUAUGCCUGCUUCUUUUACUCAGGAGGAGUGGGAGCAAGACUUGGAUGUCAAUCUCGUCUUCAGAUAUUUGCGGUCACGAUUUAGUUCACGGUCUACACCGUCGUCCGCUUUCACAACUGGUACCUCCCACCUUGCCACCACUAGCACGCCAGAUACAGCAGCUAAGGCCGCGCGGGUGCGUCAGCAUCACCCGCUCGUCUCCCGAGUGCGACCGGUAGAGCGGAGAACAUUCAAAGCGACGACGCCAUCGAGUCCAGCAGCCAUGCGGCACGCUUCCAGCUGUGCUAGCCAAAGCACACGACGAUCUGCGAGACGCAGCAGUGUGUCAUCACGGCACUAUUGGGAUAUUGGAGGAUCUAUCGGAACGGGAUCAGUCAUUGCUUCGGCAGGCCCCAUGGGUAGCUGGGGCGAGGUUUAA